AUGUGUUUCCCAAGCAUCGCCGCUGUGCUCGGGCUACGAGUCAACGACAGCUGCGCAGACACUGACGAGAAGACUUUGCCUCUGCCAUCACAGAUGCCCACGACUCCACUCACUAAGAGCCAGAUUCCGACAUCACCACCCACUCCUGUGUUUAGCAGUUAUACAGAUCCUGACCACGUUGCCGCGACUCUGGACAUCCUUUCGCAUCGCACAAAGCAGAAGCCGUUCAGAUUUUUCGACCUACCCCGUGAGCUGCGCGUACAGAUAUACGAGUAUAUCUAUCACGACUCCCAGAUAUUCGGUUUCAACGAGCCACUAUUGGGACAGACGUGGAAAUCAUCAAUGGAGCACAUGAAGGUAAAGCACAAGAGGGCGGUCUACGCGAUCAUCCUCUAUUCUGUCACUUGUCGUUUCCGGCACGAGUACCUAUGCGUGUGGGCCGAGCAGCAUACGCACGACAUGAAACUGGACCUCGACUUCUGGCGCCGAAUCAGGAACAAGGAUAAAGCGCCGGCCGAUUUCUCCAUGGCCACACCAUGGAAAGGCCACCAACUCGUUGGCGCGAAAACACUCGCUGAAGCUCUCUGGACUCAACUUAGUGCGCAUCUGCAGAAAAUUGAGUUGAGGUAUGGCGUAGCUCGACGAAUCCGUCACGUCGUAGUCCAUGCCAACAGCGCCCAGAACUGGGAACACCUGGCCGAUGCACAACAACCCCAUCACAUGGUCGGCCAGCUAGCGAUCCAGAAAGCUUUGCGGCAUAUGCAGCGUCUGGACCAUUCGCUCGCCCAUGGGAAUUUGGUCGUGGAGCUCGUGGUGCUGGCGACGAACUAUCGUCAGCGUCCCACUGGACCGUUUAUAUGGUGGCCUGCAAGGCGUAGAGCAGUCUUCCGCCAAGCUCAUGGCUUAGGCGUGGAUGGAGCUAGGUUGCGUGCUGAGCAGGACUGGGUGCUUGUAUUGGACGUUGUGGAGCAGAAGACCUUUCGUGCUGCGCCGGGUACUGGUGGUGUUAAUCCAGCGGGCACCUGGGAGUGGGAGGUCUCUGGUGCCGAGCGGGAAGGAGUCGUAUAA
Molecule: messenger RNA, 1068 nt
Organism: Recurvomyces mirabilis
Lineage: Eukaryota; Fungi; Ascomycota; Dothideomycetes; Mycosphaerellales; Teratosphaeriaceae
Exons: 1
Coding region: 1-1068 (355 amino acids)
Source: RefSeq, a predicted model, not a curated record